Molecule: messenger RNA, 814 nt
Organism: Alosa alosa (allis shad)
Lineage: Eukaryota; Metazoa; Chordata; Actinopteri; Clupeiformes; Clupeidae
Exons: 2
Coding region: 64-759 (231 amino acids)
Source: RefSeq, a predicted model, not a curated record
UUGGCUGGUUUCAAUUUUGUUAAUAUUGAAAUUCAAACUGUGAUUUCUGACGAUCUGAUUUUAAUGUGGCUCUGCUGGUUUUUAGCCUGCUGCCUGGCAGCACGGCAGGAUGAAGACUUAAAAAAAAUUAAGAGAUGCGUCCAAAGAUAUGGACUGGUGGAACUAAAAAGAGAACUGAGGGCUUUGGGAGUUAAUAUUGACGUGAACGUGGAUGAGACUAAAAAGAAAACCAAAAAGAAACUCCAAAAGCUCCUCAUAAAGGAGCUGAAGAAGAUCGAGGAGGACAAAAAAGGACUGGAAAAUAGGGCUUAUAACGACUACACUAUGCCCAUGGAUACCCCUGAAUACAUUCUAUCUGCCCUCAAUGAACUGGAGGCUUUGAUAGUUUACAUUGAUGAUGACGUGGAUGAAGCUCAAAGGAAAUACAAAAGGAAGAAGGAACUACAAAAUUUCCUAAUAAAUGAGCUAAAGGAAGUCGAGCACGGCAAAACUGACCUGGACAACCAAGAUUACAAAGAGACAUCAACUAUUCCGAUGGAGAUCCCUGAAUCAGAGAGAAAUGAAGGAGAAGCCGUGCUGGACAGUCUCCUAUAUAAAGUGGACUCGACUCUGGAUGGACGAAUGAAAAGGAAGAGAAAGAGAGAGCAUGGAGGCUGGACGCUGGAGGCAGGAAAGAGGAGGCGGAGUGAGAGGCCUGUUUCUGGAGUGCCCUACAGAUUCACAAACGCUCCGUCCCUAGGAGGAGGUUUUGUGUGGUAGGACAGCAGCAGACGGGACAGACAAGGACGAGGACCAUCAUCAACAAUUAAUAAAA